AUGUAUAUUCAACAAGAUUUCGAUCCACAUAAUAUAUCGAGCACUCUAGCAACGUCGACAACAACGUUCAGCCCUUUCGGCGUAACAAGCACAUCCAUUGCGGCUAGCACGUCCAGAACAUCCACCACAUCAAGCACCUCUACUACAUCAGUUACAACAACGUCAACUCUUGUCGUGCAAUGGAACAUAGUUGCUAUUACCCUAGUCGGUGUUACGGGCGUGAAUGACAAUGCAUUCAAUCAUCUCAGUUAUCCUUACGAUACAUUUCUGGAUUCAUCAAACUCAUUAUUCAUUACUACAUGGGGUAACAACCGAGUGAAAAAAUGGCCGUUCAAUGCUACAAACGGAUCGACAGUCGCAGGAUCAGUAUUGCAUUAUUUUAAUCGUUACGCUGUUGUUGUUGUUGCUUCAAAAGGAAACAUAUAUGUUUCAGAUCCGUAUAACAAUCGUGUUCGAUUUUGGUUAAAUAGAUCGUCUACAGGGACGAUCAUUGCUGGAGCAGGGAAUUUAUAUGUAGUUGACACUUUCAAUCAUCGUAUACAAUUUUUCCAGAUGGGUUCUACAAACGGUACUACUAUAGCUGGAAGAACUGGAGUAUUUGGAAAUAACGCAACCUUACUAUAUGUUCCCUAUGCGUUGAAACUUGAUAAUGAAAAUAAUUUAUACGUAGCUGAUACAUAUAAUCAACACGUACAGAGAUUUCCGAUCGGAUAA
This is a messenger RNA of Adineta ricciae, 714 nucleotides long. Lineage: Eukaryota; Metazoa; Rotifera; Eurotatoria; Adinetida; Adinetidae. The record is from the annotation of a GenBank genome assembly.